Fomitopsis serialis is the source of this 1998-nucleotide messenger RNA. RefSeq lists its product as uncharacterized. The record is from RefSeq and is a predicted model, not a curated record. The coding region runs from base 1 to 1998 and encodes 665 amino acids. Lineage: Eukaryota; Fungi; Basidiomycota; Agaricomycetes; Polyporales; Fomitopsidaceae. The transcript is spliced from 7 exons.
AUGUCUUCUCAACCGUCCUCCUAUCUUUCCCUCCACCUCAAGGGUGCUACGUUGAGUGAACGCUCCACCCCUGCAGUGCCAGACAGGCAACGCCCAAGCAGCCCAUCUACAGCCUCAGACGCUGAGUCUGAACAAUCCAGUGGAGGGAAGAGAGAUUCGGAGGACCCAGAUACGAGCUUCAGUGUGGACGAAGGCCAUACUGACGGACGUGCCCCCGGCUGUGACCUAGAGGAUAGGCUGAAGGAACUUGAGAGGACGUGGCUUCUACCCCCACACUCUGUCAAGGUCUUCGGGGAUUGGCUAGAGGAGCCUCUGUUUCCUGUGGUACGCAAACAAGAACCACGUGUCGUGCCUAUCUCUGUUCAAGAGUGGAGCCAAAUUGUCCAGUUCAUCGUUGAGAAACAACCUAAGGUUAUCAGAUUUUUCAAAUUCCUUCGGGACGACAUGACAGAGACCGUGGAAGUCCAUGGAAAUAUAGGAGCUGUCCACCAGGAGGCUAGCUCAAGGAUGGGCAAAAUAUGUAAGAUGAAUACGGAGACGUUCGUCAAUUAUUUCCCAGAGCUGCCAGAGAAAGGCGGUAGAGGCGGUAGAUCCUCUGCAUCGUACAAUGAGUACGAUCAAGAGUCAGACCAGGUGCCUACUCAAGAGAUUUCAGAGCACGAAGGCUCAGCGAAGGCAAGCGCUGUUGGCCGGGGCUUCACCGUAGCGGACAACAUUGGUAGCUGCCAAGUGCGCCAACCUUUCCCUGCCUCUCCAACCACAGAUUCCAGAGUCGACAUCGCACCCCUCUGGAGCGUUGAGGUAUCUGACAAGCAAACACGCGAUGAAGUGUUUGCCAAAACCCACGAUGCGGCGCUCAUCAAAGUAGGUGGUCAAUAUAAGUACGGUCCCACGGCACACCUCAUCCUGGAUGUGAACGAGGCCCCACGCAAUACCAAGUCACACCCUGAAGCGUUGACGAUGGAACGUUGCAAGGCUCUCCAAGGCAUCCCUCGCCCAGACCCUGACGACCCUAUAGUCCUUGACCCUGGGUACGUUUACGAUGGGAAGGUUAUCCAGGGUCGCAUCACCGCUACUCUGUACGUCUUCUAUGGGCAAGCAGACUUGGAGCUCCUCAGGGAAGGCCUGCGGCUCAACAAGCCAGAGGAGUGGUACAUUGAGAGGGGUAUCGCAGCGCGUAUCCUAACUGGCUGGCAGGAUGCCAAGCAUUUAGAGGAUAGGAGGCGAUUUGACAAGGGCAGCUUCAGCCAAGCCGUUGUCGGUAUGCGUUGUACUGUCUUAAACCAGGGAGCCUACCUCUGGUUCAGGCACGAGCCUAAUGCAACUGAUGCGGCUGCCGCUGCCUUCCUGGAAAGGCUCCAAGCAGAUGACACCAAGCCUGAGAGGUCUCUUCCUAGGGGCCAUUCCUCCUCCUCCUCCUCCUCCUCCUCCUCCUCCUCCACCUCUGCUGGUACUCCUUCUACUGUUGCUGACGUAGCCAACAAGCUACUAGACGCAGCAAGGAAGAAAGCCAAGGAAUUACCUGCACGAUCAAAUCUGUCUUGGAUUGCUAGUAGCAUUGCCGUAGCGGCGAGGCAGGCGGCUCAGCAGGUCGCAGAGAAAUCCAGUCAAGACUACCGUGCUGAACCUGGGGUUCAGUUCGGCGACAGCACUACCGUUGACGGGUCUACUCUCCAUGACUGGGCAGCAGACGACGCGCUCAGCGACUACGACCGACGGGCCAAACGGAACGAGCGAAAGCGCCCUCGUUCAGAGGAUAAGAAGCCCGCUGGCCACGAACUAGAUGAGGAAGCCGAGGGCGCUGAGGUGAACAGGAGAAAGCGCCUUGCUCAGCUGGUGCUGAACAGGCCCGUUGCAGUGCCUUGGGCUGGCACUCUGAGCAUGGCCGACAAUAGGGAGAGGGAGGCAGACGAUGCAGAGAUGGCGAAAUGGGAAGAGGAGCAAGUCAUGAAAGGAGGUGAUGGGGACCCUAGUGACGACUACUCACCUUCGAGUUGA